AUGGCGCCAAAACGCUCCGCCCGCGAACCCACUCCAUCAUCAACCAGCACUACUCAAACCUCCGUAACCUCUGCGGGCUCCGUCCCAGUACCUACACCUUCCAAAGCCUCUCCCAAAUCCAGUAACAAUCAAUCGCCACAAGAGAUUGCCCUGGGUAUAUGGCAGAACUAUUUGGACAAGACGCCGCAGCGUACGAAGCUGAUUGAUGUUUUCAUGAGCUUCUUGGUUGUUGUUGGAGUAUUGCAGUUUGUGUACUGUGUUAUUGCGGGCAACUAUCCUUUCAAUGCUUUCUUGUCGGGCUUCUCAGCUACUGUUGGACAAUUCGUUUUGACUGCUUCCUUACGGAUACAGACAAACGUUGAGAACAAGGCGGAAUUCAGUGAGGUAUCUCCAGAGAGGGCAUUCGCGGACUACGUAUUUGGAAGCCUGAUCCUACAUUUCUUCUGUGUCAACUUCAUCAAUUGA
Messenger RNA from Cadophora gregata, 465 nucleotides. It is a transcript of the gene OST2, whose product is annotated as oligosaccharyltransferase complex subunit epsilon. The transcript has 4 exons. The record is from RefSeq and is a predicted model, not a curated record. Gene Ontology annotation, biological process: protein N-linked glycosylation. NCBI's taxonomy places the organism in Eukaryota, Fungi, Ascomycota, Leotiomycetes, Helotiales, Ploettnerulaceae. Gene Ontology annotation, cellular component: membrane; oligosaccharyltransferase complex. The coding region runs from base 1 to 465 and encodes 154 amino acids.